AUGGUGUCAAGCAGCGGCGACGACCGUGACACGAGCAGGAAGAAGAGGCAGACAAAGCGAGACUGUGCCGAAGUAGUGGCUGAGCACCCUCAAGAUGAGAGUGGCGUCAGCUGCGAAAAGACAAGAAAGGUCCGAAAGUACUCUCCCACCACGGACAACGACAAGUCCACGUCCAACAACAAUGCUGCUAGCAGCGCCGCCGAGUCGGCGACUGCAAAGACAGAAAUGUCAAGCAACAUCACUACUAAUGUCACUACCAAAAACUUGACGAGCAGCCCCCAGGAAAGUUCCACGGCCAAGAAAGUCAAAACAACAACGUCUGCCACCCAAACCACGACGACAUCCGAGUUGAGCAGCAGCAACAAGGAGAAUCCACCCGUGGUGGAAAAUCAAGACUUGGAGAGCGCUCUCAGCUAUGUGGCUUCUAUUGGAGAAGGACGUACCGAGUCUUUGUCGAGUGAUGCGACCUUGUCGUUUCGUGUGGGGCACGCUGGUGAUGCUUCAACGCUGGCAAAUUGGUACAAAAAGUCCAUGGCUAGCAGGAAUAACAACCCGGACAAUCAUCAUCCAGACGGAGAAAAAUCGCAAGAAAUAAUCAACAGCGAAUCCCCAUCCAAGCCUGACAAAUCAGCGUCAGCAGACGAUUCACCCUUGGAACUCUGGUUGGUGGAUGGACUGGGAGAUGAAGGCAUUCCUCCUUCCUUAUUUGCGCUCAUUGCCGAUGUCAGCAGCACAACAAAGAAGAAUUAA
Seminavis robusta is the source of this 750-nucleotide messenger RNA. NCBI's taxonomy places the organism in Eukaryota, Bacillariophyta, Bacillariophyceae, Naviculales, Naviculaceae. The record is from the annotation of a GenBank genome assembly.